Molecule: messenger RNA, 357 nt
Organism: Girardinichthys multiradiatus
Lineage: Eukaryota; Metazoa; Chordata; Actinopteri; Cyprinodontiformes; Goodeidae
Product: cytochrome b-c1 complex subunit 10-like
Exons: 3
Coding region: 16-198 (60 amino acids)
Biological process (GO): mitochondrial electron transport, ubiquinol to cytochrome c
Cellular component (GO): mitochondrial inner membrane
Source: RefSeq, a predicted model, not a curated record
UUGGAGAAGAUCAGAAUGGUCCAAAAAAUACUCAAUAAAUUCGUUGGUGCCAAGUAUGUCGCUAUUCUGAGGACGUGGGUACCAAACAUGGCUGCUUGGGGGACAGUUGGCGGCGUGGCGCUCAUUCACUUCACCGACUGGCGAUUAAUUCUAGACUAUGUGCCAUACAUUAAUGGGAAGUUCAAGAAGGACGAAUAAAGAGAGAUUUGAGAUGACCAGAACUCUGGGCACAUGGGUGGAUUCCUUUCGCAGAGAAAGCUUUAGUCGGAUGCCCUGUCUCCACAGGCUGCAGGAUGCACUGUAAAAUGGCUUCUUUUCAUCCAGUGUUGUGAAGAUGUGAAUAAAUCAUUAAUUUAU